AUGCCCCUCGCUCCUCGUCAAUGCAGUGUCCUGAGCGUGGAACGGUAUAGACUACGUGCUGGAUGCUGGCACCUGGAGGCAUCCCGUCAGCAUACCGGUACUCAAGCGUUGCAAAUCAGCUACAGCUUCCUGCCCCAGCCCGUCCAAAGGUGCGGCGCAUGGACAAGAUCCCUUGAAGAGCUUGACAUAAGGACUUGCCCUACGAUAGCUGGGAAAAGGCGAACUCACGCUGUUGCGAUCCUGGUCGACACGGGAGAGAUACUGUCUGCGAAUCUGGGAACCAUAUAUACCGCCAAAAAUGCCGCAUAG
Peniophora sp. CBMAI 1063 is the source of this 309-nucleotide messenger RNA. Lineage: Eukaryota; Fungi; Basidiomycota; Agaricomycetes; Russulales; Peniophoraceae. The record is from the annotation of a GenBank genome assembly.